AGGAGGACCAGUCGGAGCUAAUGGCGACCGCCACGUUAGAAAAGCUGUAUUUCUUCUAUUUCGCAUCUCACGUCCCCAUCACGCUGUUUAUCGACCUGCAAGCGCUGCUCCCGGGCUACGUCUACCCGCAGGCGCUCAAAGACCUCCUGAGGUGGUACGCAGACGAGUUCCGAGACCCAAUGGUACUGGAUCCACCUGUCUGGUUCCGCUCGUUCAUUUUCUGCGAGGCUUUGCUCCAAACACCUUUCUUCCCCGUUGCAGCAUAUGCAUUCCUAAAAGGUGGAUGUCGAUGGAUCAGGACACCGGCCAUUAUAUAUUCCACACAUGUGGCCACGACCCUGGUCCCUAUCCUAGCACACAUUCUCUUCUAUCCGUUCCCCCGCGAGCCCUACCUCGGACCCCAGACCCCGAAGGAACGCUGGACGCUGGUGUCCAUAUAUGCUCCGUACCUGCUCGUUCCUCUGAUGCUGCUUUUCACCAUGCUCUUCUCCUCCACAUACAACUCAACCUGCAAGGCUGCGAAUGGCUCGGCUAAAAGCAAGAAGAAAAGCUGAGACGUACCAACAUGAGUCCUGCCCCACUCUUCGCCGCCUUUGCACCAUGUCAAAGUGUGUCCCACCCAGUUUUUAAGGCUGUGCCAUUUUAUAUGUUUGAUAUGGCAAAGAUGAAACACCAGCAGAAACUGAACUUGAGUUGUAUUCAUUUUCAAUCUGGAUCAACAAUCAGCAGUUCUACACACAAAUACUUCAAUCACCAGUUCUACACACAAAUACUUCAAUCACCAGUUCUACACACAAAAUACUUCAAUCACCAGUUCUACACACAAAUACUUCGAUCACCAGUUCUACACACAAAUACUUCAAUCACCAGUUCUACACACAAAAACCUUCAAUCACCAGUUCUACACACAAAUACUUCAAUCACCAGUUCUACACACAAAUACUUCAAUCACCAGUUCUACACACAAAUACUUCAAUCACCAGUUCUACACACAAAUACUUCAAUCACCAGUCCUACACACAAAUACUUCAAUCACCAGUUCUACACACAAAAACCUUCAAUCACCAGUUCUACACACAAAUACUUCAAUCACCAGUUCUACACACAAAUACUUCAAUCACCAGUUCUACACACAAAUACUUCAAUCACCAGUUCUACACACAAAUACUUCAAUCACCAGUCCUACACACAAAUACUUCAAUCACCAGUCCUACACACAAAUACUUCAAUCACCAGUCCUACACACAAAAACCUUGAAUGACAUGUAAGCAAGGUGUUUAUAAUGCCUCUUCACCGAGCAGCCGUCCUGGAGGAGCGACUCCAGGAGCUACUAAAAGGAGCUGAUUCUUUAUUUAAAUGGUGGUCGAAUUCAUGCUCGGUUGCAUUUUGUGUGUCUCAGAUUUUAAUUUAAGAGCAGACUUGUGAAAGUGUUGAACGUUGACUUCAGAUAAGCUUGAAAUUAAAAAGCUCAGUUGCUGUAACAGUCUUGAAACCUUCAGGAUUCUGUGUGUGGGUAUUCUGGUUCUGCUCUAGACGUACUAUGUGGGUCUCUGGAGGUGUGAAAGCUCCUGCAGCCUGGCUUGGCCUGCAGGCCUGCAGGGCCUGGCCUGCAGGGCCUGGCUCGGGUCAAGCAGCCGGAGGGAGGAGGGAGCCACGCGCUCGCUCAAACUUGGAGCAAGGAGUUUGCUCUCGUGUCCACAGGCUCUGUGGAACAAGCCGAGUUCAACACAAAUGGCAGGGAGAGGAUUUGUACCUUUAUUGUGAAAGUGACAAAACGUGUUGAAACAGAAAGGAGGGCUUCAAAGCAACAAAAACAAAAACGAAACAGUUUUGAGGUCGAAGUUCGUUUGCGGAUUAUUCCGCUUACAGUGGCCCUUUUCAUUCACGUAUGUUUCUCGUGCAUUCAGAUGGUUUUUAUUCAUUCAAAUCUGAUUUCAUGUGCUUAAAUUAAAAAUUUUACUUUUUCUACCAUUUUGAAUUUUUUUGAAAAUCACUUUUUCUUUGUCCCUGCUCGGGUCUAGGACCCCAGUCCACUGGGCCUCAAGUCACCGACUGCCCGUCUUAUCAACCCAGCAUGUGCAGCGGCUGUUGAGCGUCUGAAAUCCAGAUUUGACCAGAAAUGUA
Molecule: messenger RNA, 2124 nt
Organism: Lampris incognitus (smalleye Pacific opah)
Lineage: Eukaryota; Metazoa; Chordata; Actinopteri; Lampriformes; Lampridae
Gene: tmem97
Product: transmembrane protein 97
Exons: 3
Coding region: 21-554 (177 amino acids)
Cellular component (GO): endoplasmic reticulum
Source: RefSeq, a predicted model, not a curated record